Stegostoma tigrinum is the source of this 7041-nucleotide messenger RNA. RefSeq names its product CD209 antigen-like protein C. The record is from RefSeq and is a predicted model, not a curated record. Bases 123 to 962 code for a protein of 279 amino acids. The transcript is spliced from 8 exons. Lineage: Eukaryota; Metazoa; Chordata; Chondrichthyes; Orectolobiformes; Stegostomatidae.
UUGAUACCUUUUUCACACAUUCUUGCUGACAAGGAACUGAAGUUCCACAUGAGUAACUGUGAGAAUAAGGUCCGGUUUUUGUCUCGUUGCCUCUAAAGACAAGAAGGUCUCCUUAGGAGAAGAUGGAGCUGGACAACAUUUAUAGCAAUCUGGAAAACUCAUAUCAUGAUCAACGGAAACAAAGCGUGAAACAGCAAAAUCUAAAGCCAGAACAUGGAGUUCAAUCAACAGAGCCUGUCCGAGGAACAUGGUCACAUCUGGUCGUCUACAUUCUCCUGGCUCUCUCCAUCCUACUGUCCCUGACAACGCUUACUGUUGCAAUGAUACUGUUUACAGAGCUGUUCAGUCACAUGAAAAUGGUAGAAACUGACUUCGAGGUGGAUCUUGCAGAAUUAAAAAGUAACGUUACAGAGCUGUUCAGUCACAUGAAAAUGGUAGAUACUGACUUCAAGAUGGAUCUUGCCCAAUUGCAAACUAGCGGAUUAUCUGAGAAGACAAGCAGUUCACUCAUUGAGCUUAGGAAUGACAUUUCUCAGCUGAAGAAGAAACUGCUUCUGAAAUGCCCUGAACACUGGAGGCAAUUCCAGCAAAAGUGUUAUUACUUUUCAUCAGACAGCAAGAGUUGGACAGAGGCCCAGAGAUCCUGUGCAUCAAUGGAUGCCAAUCUUCUUGUCAUUAACAAGCCUGAGGAGCAGGAAUUUGUGAAACAAUGGAUUGCAAGCAAUGAUCACUGGAUUGGGCUCACUGAUUCUGUCUCUGAAGCUGAUUGGCGCUGGGUAGAUGGAACAGACUAUACUUCCUCUGUAAAGUAUUGGGGGAGUGACCAGCCCAAUGGUAAAGACCAACAAGGAGAAAAUGAAAACUGUGCUGUGACUUCGAAAAAUGCAGGAUGGCACGAUUGGCCCUGCAGUUCACUUCACUACUCGAUCUGUGAAAAAUCAGCACAGUGUUGCUUUCUUUAAUAUUACAGAAAAUGAGCGUUGAACCUCUUUAAGUCUAUAAAUCAGUCCAUGUACAUUAUCGAGGUGCCCAGAAGCUGCGAUUGGAGCUGUGCGUGUGUGUAACUGGGGAUGUCUCCUCACCCUCCUCCUCCUGCUUGGGUCUCAAACUGCCCUAAAGUCCACCGAGCAUGCUCAGACUUGUUCCUCUGGUUUCACUUUUCCUCCCAAAUCAGAAGCACAGAACUGGGAAAUUCCAUCAUUCCACAAACUUGACCAUUGACAUAGAAACUGAAUUAGACUAGUCAUAUAAAUACUGUGGCAGUAACAAUAGGUCAGUGACUAGGAAUGUUGCAGAGAGCAGCUUGCCUCCAGACUCCUCAAAGCCUGUCCACCAUCUACAAAGCACAAGUCAGGAGUGUGACAGAAUAAUCCCCACUUCCCGGAAUGGAAGCAGCUCCAACAACACUCAAGAAGCUUGACAUUAUCCAGGCCAAAGCCUGAUUGACACCAAACCCAACAUCGACAACAUUCACAACCUUCACCAUUGGCACACAUUGGCAGCUGUAUGUCCCAUCUACACAAUGCACUGCAGAAAUUUACCAAAGCUCCUCUUAUUGCACCUUCCAAACCAAUGUCCUCCAUUAUCGAGAAGAACAAGUGUAUCGAAUACAUGGAAACACCACCAACAGCAAGUGCCCCUCCAAGCCACUCCCUCUCUGGACUUGGAAAUAUAGCACUGAUCCUUCAAUGUUAUAGAUUCAUAGAGACCUACAGCACAGAGAAAUGCCCCAAGAUUCCGUGUCAGGAAAAUUGGUUGGGCCUUUAAGAUAAAUAUCAGGAUAAUGUUGUUCAUUUAGAGCUUUGUGAAUUCUGUGCUGCAGGGUGGGGUUAGUUUAUUUUGUUGAAAAUUUUCAAGGCAGAUAUUUCAUUGGCAGACAUUCUGGAGAUCAAGCGUUAUGGGAGAAAAAAUGCUUUGGGUGUAGAAGUUCAUCCAUUGGUAAUUAAAAUGUUGGAGGAUUAAGAGGCUUAAUAGUGUAUUCUUCCUCCAAUAUCUUAUGUUCUGACUUUAGACUGUUCAUUUACGGGUUGGGUGGUAAUCAAAGGAUAUAACUUGAAAGUCAUUGGUAAAGAAGCCAGUGACGAGAGGAUGAAAGCUCCUUUCUUACUCAUCAGUUUGUUGUUAAUGUGAAUGUGUGCAAGGGCUGUGCGAGCAAAAAUUAAGUUUAAAAGUGCCACUUUCUAGCCAGAGAGGGAAAGGCAUGGAGGGAAGAGUGGGUCAAACUGGAAAGUUCUUUCAGGGUUUCAUCACAAAGGAGCCGUGAAGAUUGAUAGCACAGAAGAAAGCCCUUCAACCCAUUGAGCCUGCGCAAGUAAAUUUCUCUGUUGCCUUGUAGGCAUUGGCAAGAGGAUGCAAAUCCUGGAAUUUCCUCCCAAGGGCACUGUGGAUAUCGUCACAACACAUGGAUAAAAGACAGCAUUUCCUUCUGAAAUUUGGGAUGGGCAAUAAAUGCUGAUCCCGCCAUUUAUGAUCACAUCCUGUGAGAGAAUUUAAGAAAAAUAGGAGAGUGCCUGUCAAGUAGCAUGUUUUGUUCCAAGAGUGUGGGUGUGGGCACAUGUUGGGGUGUGUGGGUGAGCUGGGUGCUGGCGUUGCUCAUGACAUUGGUGUCAUAAGUUGUCAGUUGGGCAGAGAUUUUGGUAAAAUGCUGGCCUUAGUGCCUUAGCACUCAGUUGAAGAUUUACAAAAGGCACAAAAUGAAGAAAGACCCCCUGGUCCUCGUGCUUAUGUACACUCAACACCUACACAGUCCCCACAUGCCAACAUCAGGUCCUCAACUCAUUCCAGCAUAAUCUCCCAUCAUCUCCAUCUCACUCUGUUACCCUUUAAUCUUCUCCACUGCCCCAAUAACCACUAUGCCAACUUAAUGUCAACUCCUCAAACCCAUAUGCCCCUCGCCAAAACCGUUUCUCCUCCAUGCUGCCACAUUCAGUUGUGAUAAAACUAUGGCUUUAAGAGGUGUAUUUUGUCCUGGGUUUGUUUCUUUUUUUAUGAAGAGAGCUUGAGACAGUGGUAUUGAGUGGUCUGUUCCAAGCCAAUGCAUAAAACAGCUUGUGAGGCUUUUUUUAAAAGCACUGUUGGAACAACAGAUGCAGCAUGAAUGGGUGGAGUCAGGCUUUUACAGAACCCGAGUUUGAGUUGAGCUUUCAGCUAUUGUUGGGGCUUUGAAGUUGGUUGUGGAAGCAGCUACAUCUCUAUCUGCUGUCAGAAUCACACGUGACACAAUGUGUUUUACUGAAUUUGCUUUUGUCAAAGGUGUGUUUAUGGGAUGUUAGUCUGUUGGAACAGAUACUGUUUAGAAGCUAAAUAAUCUAUUAUUCUGAGAAGUUUUCCAAGAGAGUUAAAGUUACAACAAUUCUUCUUUCUUUCGUUUGAUUUUUUAAGUGCAGAUUAAGAACAAAGUAUGCUUUUCUUAAAGAUAAUUAGUAUAACCAAUCAAGUUCUAUCUCGAAAACAGCACCCUAAUUUUUAUUAAGAUAGAAGUUCGGGUUUAGGCUAUCUCCUUCAUACAUUUGAAGGGGUUUUGAACUGCUCCAUAACACUGCAAACUGAAUGAGUAGAAUCUUUCCCCUUCCAGGAUAGAGCAGAGUUGAAGUGAAAUAUGUGGAAGAAACUCAAGUGAAUGGCACCCUGCACACCCAACUUGAUCAACUUGUGAUCACCUCCACUGGCUUCACUCUACCAAGAGGACAUGACACAGACAGUGUUCUCAUUGAAAGGAAUCUCAGUGACCUCAGUGCUUGGAAACAGCGUGAUGUUGCUCAGGUCACGAGCAGCAGCUGAGAACGAGCAAGGCACACUCCAGCUGAUCACCACACUCACUCUCACAGCCAUUGACGAUGGUAUCCUGGCCCUGCCCUAAAGUUGUGCUGGCAGCAGUUGACAGAUUUCAGUCAAGCACAGAAGUCACAAACAUUGAUUUUUUGCUCAGGUUUGGGUGGGAGAAUGGCUGUCUGAGCACCCUGAGGCGAUAAGUUUGAGUUCACCCAGAUUAAAUUCAAGAGCGAGAGGCUCAUGGGUCAUCACUGCUCCAGAACAUGAACAGAAAACCAGGCUGAUCCAGGAUCUGUAGCACUGAGGCAGUUCUGCUCUGAAAGAGGUGCCAUCUUUAGGAUGAGUCAUUAACCAGAUCCUCUUCUGAUCUGUGAAGUGGAUGUGAAAGAUGUCACCGUGCUAUGGGCAGGGGAGCUAGGGAUCUCUCAUCAAGGAUUUAGCCAUUAUUUAAACUCUGGGGCAAUACCCUUAAAAGCAAACCAUUUGGUCUUUUUUACACUCGUUUGCAUAACAUUGUAUUCAUUCUAUGAUAGCAAAGCCAAGGACACUACAUUUUAUAAACAAUUCUCUUCACCUGUCCUGCCACCUUCAGUCAUCUGUGCACAUCGACACCCAGGCUCCUCAGGUCUUCUACGCUGAGCAAGGAGUACUCUCUACCUGCCUGGAUAGUUUUUACACCAAAACCCUUCCAAACCGGCUACCUCUUCCACCCAAAACGACAAAGACAGCAAAUAUUUGGGAACACCUUCAUUGACAAGUUCCCCUCUAAUUCACUCAUCAUUCUGACUCUUCGUUUUCACCAAUGGGACAAAAUCCUGAAUUUUUCCUACGGCAACACAGUGGGUGUCCCCAAAUCAGAUGACUGCAGGCAUUCACGAGGAAGGUUAUUUCUACCUCCUCAAAGGCGAUUGGCGAUGGCUAACAAACAAUUGUCUUGCCCGAAAAACCAGUGAGAGAGUAAUUUUGAUACAUAUGACCACUGACAAAAAUUUGUAGGUGUGGUGUGACAUUUUUAUAGGCAUUUUCCAUUCUAAAUGUGGACAGAGAAAUUUACAAUUGGAAAUUUAUAAAAAGAAACCAAGUACAUAAUUUUCUUAAAUACAAACUAAGUCCUGGCCCAAUCUCCGUGAAAUAAUAGUUGAGUUCAAGUCUUUUGUGUGUGAUCCCACACAGUCAGUUCAUUUUAAAAUAUUAGGAUGAUGAUAGGUAUUUGCUUUGACUAUUCAUUUUAUGACAGAGCUUUAUGAGCAACAACACAGAUGAGGAUAACUGGUUCGGACCCCAUGCCCUUGAUGCAAAAAGACAAUGAACGCGGGUUGACAGGGAAAGCAUAAAAACCAGAACAACCUGAGUUAAAAACUGCUGCGUGGUCACUCUUUAUUCCAACUCUUUGGCCUUGCUACCUAUAGCAGUAUGAAUAAAAGGAGUAGCCUCUGUUGCAAGGCUGAUUUAACAAUGACCUCGGGAGAUAAUUACUCCGAGUCAGUUUUGCAAUUUCUUCUUUGGGGACGGGAUAUGGUCACAAGUCAUCACUGUGUCUCUGAACAAGAUAGUGACAAAGAAAUGUAGAGAUAACAAGGUGUAGUGCUGGAUGAACACAGCAUGCCAAGCAGCAUCAAAGGAAAUCUGAUGUUUCGGGUCUGGACUUUUCCUGCUCUUCUGACGCUGCUUGGCCUGUUGUGUUCAUCCAGCUCUACACCUUCUUAGCUCAGAUUCCCCAGCAUCAGCAGUUGCUACUAUCUCUGAACAAAGAAAUGUAGACCAUUUUCCUGUUCUAACCGCUUAGUGACGAUCUCUUGCUGGGAGGGGUGGGUGCCUGACCUGCUUGUGAAGCCACAAACACUUACUUUUUAAGUUUGUACAUGAUCUCGUGAGUGUGGAAACCAACAGCAAUGACUCACAGAACUUUAUUCAGGCAAAAACCAGUUCCUGCAGGCAAGUCACUGAGAAAGUCAGAACAGAAUGUGCAAACUGAGAUAGAGCUGGGAUAAUUAAUCACCAACAGGGGACACAGGACAUCCUGCCCGUUCCAGUGUUUUGAAAGGUUAUUCAGUCAAGACCCACUCUCCUGCAAAGUCUCUCCUUUUAUCUACUGGGGAACACUUACUUCAGGAAAGGAGAGAUACAGAUGUUUUUCAGAUUUCUUGGGGUAAAAAGUACAGUGCAAUGUAACCUGAUUACAUAUUGCUGCAACAAGGGUUAGCACAUGUGAUUUUUCCAAAGUCAGGAUCCAGCACAAGCAGAUUAUUAUUCAAAGCUUGUAAAUACUCUCCUGACGUUACCCUGUUCCAAAAACAUGAACUGAAUCAAACUGGAUAAUGGCUGGUAUCUUAAGCAAAUCCAAUUGAAUCCUGUUCAUUCAAUGUAAAAAAGGCAUGGUUUGGGACAAGAACAUACUGUCCAGAUGGAGAGGGCCCUCACCAUGCAGAAUUAAUGCUCCCUGUGCUGUGAAAGUCCCUGGGAUCCCCCCAUGCUAACAGUGCAGUAGCAAUAAUGGUGAUUAAGUUGGAGGUUGCCAAGGAGACCAGGACUUGUUAUGUACAGAUGUCUCAGAGGGUUGUGAGACUGAGGGAGUUUACAAAGAUAGACAGGACAGAACCAUGAAUGGAUUUGUAAACCAGUAAAAACUAUUUUAAAUUCAAAGAAUUACUUGCCCAGGAUGCAUUGCAAGUCAUUGAACACAAGGGUGGUGGGUGAUUAGAAUCUGGUGCCAAUUAGGAAAUAGGGAGCAAAUGGUUGAAUGACUGAAGUUGACAGAGGCCAGAAUGUGAGAGGCCUGAGAGGUCAGUGUUGGAACAGUGACAUCAACAACUAAUUCUGAGGCAGAAACAAAAUAUGAAGAUAUUAUUAAGGAGAAAAUAAGCAAUCUUAGUGAAGUUAUGGAUAAUGUGCCAGGGGAACAUUUUGACCUUCCUUGAGAAGGAUGUUUGAUGCCAAUUUGUUUUAACCUUUCAGUUAACAGAUGGCAUCUCUGACAGUACGGCUCAUCCUCAAGCUUUACAAUGGGAGCCCAGAUAUUGUGUUUACAUCUCUGGAGUACAACUUGAACCAUCUGACCUCUGGGCAAGUUACUAAUAACUCAACAAAAUGGAAAUAUUUGCUCAAAUACAAACUUUUCAAAUUUCUUUUGACCUAUUCUGGGAUUUCAGGCCCUUCAUUCAGCUUCACCUGAGCAUAUCAGGGAAUUUCGAACUAGCUUGGCUCACCAUUACAAAAUCAUUCUAAUAUGUAUCUUGAUGUUUCUGAAGUGAAUAAAGCAAUAAAUCAAUA